GCCUUGACGAGUCUUCACUCGGGCUGCAGAACGAGUAUUGGAUCAAGCAAUUAUUCUAUGCCACUCGAUUUCGGAAGGAAUUAAGCUCGCUUCCCCAUCUGUGGGCUUAUAAAUCUGAAAGAAGCCUGAAGGGUACCAUUAAUUUCAAGCAAGCAUAAGCGAUGGGAUCCACGCUGCCACUGUUCGCGUUUCAGCUGUUGUUGUUGAUGCAGCUGCAAGCAACGACUGCAGCAGCAUCGGCACCGCCGUCGCCGAAUGUGUUGUCACCACUUUGCAAUGAGACAUGCGGCGAUACUAGCAUCCCGUACCCCUUCGGCAUCGGCGAUGGGUGUUUCAGGGAAGGCUUCGAGGUCACUUGCGAAGUCGUUAACGGCUCUGCGACUCCCAGAGCUUUCUUGGGCGGCCGCGAGAGGAACAUUACAGUUCAGAACAUAUCCUUGCUCCAGGGCCAAGCACACAUGCUGAAUUACGUCUCCUGGGUUUGCUUCAACAGUACCGGCGACGUGGUGGAUUUAAAUGCAUCUAAUCUCGACCUCAGUGGCCUUCUGUUUAGGGUAUCCAGCACGAGGAACAAGUUCACGACCAUGGGCUGCAACGUCAUUGGCAUCCUCUUAGACGGGGACGACUAUACAUUCGGAACCGGCUGCGCCUCCUUCUGCUCCGAAGAGCCAAGCAUCGAAAGCGGAUCGUGCCGUGGCACCGGCUGCUGCGAGACAACCAUCCCGAAGCAGCUGGACAAUAUUACGGUCGGGCUUGCCCAUUUCGUCAAUCUUUCUUCCUACAAGACCUACAGCCCCUGCGCCUAUGCCUUCAUUGCCGAGCAGGACUGGUUAUCCUUCGACAAGUCCGACCUCCGCAACCGCAACUUUGGAGACAAGCACAAUCACGUCGUCCCACUCGUGCUGGACUGGGUAGCCGGCGACCAGACCUGCGAGAAAGCUAAGAGAAACCUUUCUUCAUAUGCUUGCCGCAGCAUCAACAGUAAAUGUUUCGACUCCACCAGUUUACACGGCUAUAUCUGCAAUUGCUCCACAGGUUUCCAAGGCAAUCCUUACCUCCAAGAUGGAUGCAAAGAUAUCGACGAGUGCAGCUCGCCAAAUCUGUAUACAUGUCAUGGAACGUGCAGCAACACAGCAGGCAACUACAGCUGCUCAUGCACAAAAGGUCACAGCAGCAAGGACCCUAAAUCGGAACCUUGUGUCCGAGAUCAAGGAAUUCCUGUCCCAGAUCAAGGAAUUCCUGUCCCAGCUCAAGGAAUUCCUGUUCCAGCUCAAGGAAUUCUGACAUCAACGAAGAUAGUUAUAGGCAGUUGUGUUGGGCUUGUCUUGUUCAUUACUUGUAUCUUCUGCAUAAUCUUUGCAUUUCAAAGAAGGAAGCUUCGCAGAGAAAAAGAUAAAUUCUUCCAACAAAAUGGAGGCUUGAUAUUAUACGAAGAAAUCAGAUCAAAACAAAUUGAUACUGUCAAAAUAUACACCAAAGAGGAUCUAGAGAAGGCAACAAAUAAAUUCGAUAAAAGUCGAGAACUUGGGCGAGGAGGCCACGGCACCGUUUAUAAAGGAAACCUAGACGAUGGCAGGGAAGUGGCCAUCAAGAGGUCUAAGGUAGUCACCGAGGACCAAAGUGAAGAAUUCGUACGAGAGAUGAUUAUUCUUUCUCAGAUCAAUCACAAGAACAUUGUAAGGCUCUUGGGUUGUUGCUUGGAAGUAGAAAUUCCCAUGUUGGUAUAUGAGUUCAUCCCCAAUGGAACUCUCUUCAACUUCAUCCAUGGCAACGACGGGAAACUAAUUCCCUUGACUACUCGUCUACGAAUAGCCAGAGAAUCCGCAGAAGCACUCGCUUACUUGCAUUCAUCGGCAUCCCCUCCGAUCGUUCAUGGAGAUGUGAAGUUACUCAACAUACUUUUAGAUCAUAACUACGUGCCAAAGAUAUCGGAUUUCGGUGCAUCGAGGAUGAUGACCGUAGACAAAACCCAAUUCAUAACGAUGAUUCAAGGAACUCUUGGUUAUUUGGACCCAGAGUACUUGCUAGUCCGUAAAUUGACAACAAAGAGUGAUGUCUAUAGCUUUGGAGUAAUUUUGGUAGAGCUCAUCACAAGGAAAAAGGCAAUUUAUUAUGAUGGGAGUCGUCAAGGAAAAGGUCUUGCCUGGAGCUUCAUUGAAGCAAUGACAGAUAGCCGACUUGAAGAGAUAUUGGAUGAUCAAAUCAUGGGGAGAGAAAACAUGGAUGUCAUUCAAGAAAUUGCCGAGCUUGCAAACGAAUGUUUGAACAUUAAGGGGGAUGAAAGGCCUACAAUGAGAGAAGUGGCUGAGAAACUGCACAUGUCAACACACCAUGCAGCCGAGGAAUGUGAAGCAUUGCUUGGUGAAUCAUCCAUGACCUCUACCAUGUACCGCAGAGAACAAAUUUUAAUGUAAAAGCUAGAAGAUGAAGAAGAUAAAGAAACAAGGUUCUCUCUUUAUGUUCAAAUCGAACUAGCAGAACAGACUGUUCUUGAUUGCUUGUUUUGUAACUUAUGUUACUUCUAUUACAAACAUGAUAAAUAAAAGUAUAAUAGAUUGUAA
This is a messenger RNA of Musa acuminata AAA Group (dessert banana), 2561 nucleotides long. Its product is annotated as wall-associated receptor kinase 5-like. The record is from RefSeq and is a predicted model, not a curated record. The coding region runs from base 162 to 2414 and encodes 750 amino acids. Lineage: Eukaryota; Viridiplantae; Streptophyta; Magnoliopsida; Zingiberales; Musaceae. Gene Ontology annotation, molecular function: protein serine/threonine kinase activity; ATP binding; calcium ion binding. Gene Ontology annotation, cellular component: plasma membrane. Gene Ontology annotation, biological process: cell surface receptor signaling pathway; protein phosphorylation. The transcript has 3 exons.